This is a messenger RNA of Dermacentor silvarum, 616 nucleotides long. RefSeq lists its product as uncharacterized. Lineage: Eukaryota; Metazoa; Arthropoda; Arachnida; Ixodida; Ixodidae. The coding region runs from base 128 to 616 and encodes 162 amino acids. The transcript has 3 exons. The record is from RefSeq and is a predicted model, not a curated record.
CCGGCUGCCAGUGGUCAGUGCCGUGCUGGCCCGUCCCACGCGUUCACCCCGGGUCGAGUUCACUCUCCGGGGACGUCUCGAGCGGGUAUCCAGCGCAGGGUACAAGAUCCGCUUGUAGGGACUCCAGAUGGCCAGGAUGACCAUAGAUGCAAGUCCGGAGUACACUGAACUGUACCGCCACCUUGAGUUCCUCGUGGGCGAAGAAGAGAAACGUGUGUUCGGCAAGAUGGCUUCCUUGCUGAGUAGCCAGGCUUCCCGGUUCAAGCCGCUGACAAACGUAGGCUUCAGCACCUGGCUCACUGGCUAUCGCGACAGAGUGCCGAGACCAAGACUGCGCUCGUGCCAUGGGUGCGCGUGCUCACCGUCGCCACGUCGGCCCAGGACGUGGCCGAGGAGACCGCCGAUGUCACCGCAAAUGUCGCCGCCGGCCGCCGCCCGCUGCAUCUUAUGCGCCGUCGCCCCAAGCAGCCCAAGCAUCCCAAGCAGGACGCCCCGAGACCUGCCGACAAAUCGGGCCGAUUUGACCACCCCUCUGCCACCGGGUCAUCUCAGCAAAGGCACUCCAGCGGUACCGACGGCCUUGCAUAGAGCUCCGCAGGAUGAUACACUUUGUUAA